CCGUUGUGCCUUUGAUAAUGUGCAGUCUGGUGCAAGAGUCAGAAACCAGACUUCUCCCGUGUGGCUUGCUCGCUCUCUCUUGUUUUCUGUCCUAAGAAUGCAGAGGGCAGUGCAGUGGUAACUGGAUUAUGUCCUUGUAACUUAUUUGAAAGAAGUACUUGAAGAGCAUCCAGGUCUUACCUAACUUUUAAAGCUGUGAGGUAUGUGGCUGAGACAGUUAUGUUACAGUAAAAACAGUAUUGAAGCUUAAAUCGAAUUUUCUGGUUCGCUGAGGACUGCACUGAAACUCCUGCCUCGCCCUGACAUAAUCCCUGCAGUUAUUCUUUUGGAAAGCGAAGCCUUCACGUCUUGGGCGGUGCUUGGGCAGGGAGUAGUGCGGGCACGACUUGAAGAGCUGGGCUUGGGGCCCGCACGCAGGGCUGUGCCCUAUAGAAAGGGAGAGGACUGGAUGACUGUCCCUGUCCCCAGCAUGGAGCUGAGGGCAGAGUUUUUUCUUUACUGACUUCCUGAUGUCAUCAGUAGUAACUCUUUUCCCAAAGCCGGAGCUCGGGGGUCGAAGUCGGGCUCUUGGCCCGCUGUUUAUUCGUGUUAUUGUGCAGUGAGUGCAUUCAGUGCAUGGGGCAAGCGUGCCGUCACUUCGCCUUAGUGGACGUGGACGUAUCCUGGGGAGGUGGGUGUUCCGCAGCUGCCGGGUGACCGGAUCAGCUCUCUUCACAUCAAGUUGUCAUUUCAUUUAUUUUUGCCUUUUUUGUUGGAAAGCCCAGGUUACUCCUUUCUUCCUCCAUAUGUAAAACAGAUAAAAAGCAGAGCUUCUGUCUUCCAGCUGAGGUCUCGGCUGUGGAGAAACACCACAUGAAGGAGGGAGUUGGCUUCUAUGGCGGCUUCCUUGUCAGGAAGUGAGCGUAUGCAGGUGCUCCUUGGUAUCCUUGAGGCACAAAUGCAUACACGCACACACACACACGUACACACCCCGGCCCGGGAUACACACACACACAUACACACCCGGCCCGGGAUACACACACAUACAUACCCCGGCCUGGGAUACACACACACACACACACCCCGGCCCAGGAUACACACACACACACACACACCCCGGCCCAGGAUACACACACACACACACCCUGGCCCAGGAUACACACACACAUACACACACACCCCGGCACGGGAUACACACACACGUACACACCCCGGCCCGGGAUACACACACACACACACACCCGGCCCGGGAUACACACACACACAUACACACCCGGCCCGGGAUACACACACACAUACACACACCCUGGCCCAGGAUAUACACACACAUACACACAUACACACCCCGGCCCGGGAUACACACACACACAUAUACACCCGGCCCGGGAUACACACACAAACACACAUACACACCCCGGCCCGGGAUACACACACACACACACACACCCCGGCCCAGGACACACACACACACACACACCCUGGCCCAGGAUACACACAUACACACACACCCUGGCCCAGGAUACACACACACACACACCCUGGCCCGGGAUACACACACACACCCCGGCCCGGGAUACACACACACACACACCCUGGCCCGGGAUACACACACACACACCCUGGCCCAGGAUACACACACAUACACACACACCCUGGCCCGGGAUACACACACACACACACUGGCCCGGGAUACACAUACACCCGUACACACCCUGGCCCGGGAUACACACCCACACCCACACACACACCCUGGCCCAGGAUAUACACACACAUACACACACACACACCCUGGCUCAGGAUACACACACACAUACACACCCUGGUCUGGGAUGCACACACCACACACACACCCCGGCCCGGAAUAUACAACACACGUACAUACACCCACCCCGGCCUUUGAUACACACAUACACACCCUGGCCCGGGAUGCACACACCACACACACACACCCCGGCCCGGGAUACACACACACAUACACACCCGGCCCGGGAUACACACACAUACAUACCCCGGCCUGGGAUACACACACACACACCCCGGCCCAGGAUACACACACACACACACCCUGGCCCAGGAUACACACACACAUACACACACACCCCGGCACGGGAUACACACACACAUACACACCCUGGCCCAGGAUACAUACACACACACCCUGGCUCAGGAUACACACACACACACACACCCCGGCACGGGAUACACACACACACACCCUGGCCCGGGAUACACAUACACUCGUACACACCCUGGCCCGGGAUACACACCCACACACACACACACACACCCUGGCCCAGGAUAUACACACACAUACACACACACCCUGGCUCAGGAUACACACACACAUACACACCCUGGCCUGGGAUACACACACACUUACACACCCUGGUCUGGGAUGCACACACCACACACACACACCCCGGCCCGGGAUACACAACACACAUACAUACACCCACCCCGGCCUUUGAUACACACAUACACACCCUGGCCCGGGAUGCACACACCACACACACACACCCCGGCCCGGGAUACACACACACCACACACAUGCACACACACAUGCCCCCGCCCAGGAUGCACAUAUACACACAUACACGCACAUACACGCACCUGCCUGGAGUGCACGCAUGCACACACACACAUACACACCUGGCCCGGGAUACCAGAAUCUGAGGAUGCUCAAAUUCCCUAUGAAAAUAGCAUAGUGUGUUUGCAUAUAACCUACAUAUGUCUUCCUGUACGCUUAAAAUCAUCCCUAGAUGACUUAAAAUACCCAAUGCUAUGUACGUAGGUGUUAUACUGCUUUGCUUAGGGACUACUGAGAGGGAGAAGAAUCUGUGCAUGUUUGGUACAGGCACAGCUUUUCUUCUGAAUAUGCCUGAUGCUCCGUUGUUUGAAUCCUCAGAUGAGAAACCUGAAGAUGCAGAGGGUUGACUGUAUGAAGGAAGCUCUUGGGUAACUCAAGGAAAAGGAGCUACAAAUGGUCAAACACCCAUAACUUAAACCUGCUAAAGCAAUACUUCCUAUUUAUAACACCCCUGUCGAUCUUGUGGAGCACGUGGGCCUGCUGCGCACUCCUAAGCAUCUUGAAGGGGUUCAGAAGUCACUGUUUCCAGUGGCCUGGAGGCUCAAGAACGUACCCAUUGCAGAUGUGGUUGAACACAACCUGGAGCCACAUCUUCAGCUUCCUCUGUGACUUGCCACCUACUUUGACCUUAGCUCCUCUCAGUGGCAAAGGGGACAACCGUGUGAUGGCAAGGAAGGAGCACGUCUCAACUUGGAAUAGCCACAUUUCAAGAACUCAGUAACCCUCUGUGGCUAGUGGCUACCAUGUUGGGCGACACCAGCCCCUCCCUCUAGUAGGUGGUGGUGUCACAGUGGUAAAGGAGAAAAUGUGGAGAAUAGCGGCUUUUCAGCCCAGGAACAUGCUUGAGACUCACCAAUUAUUUUGAUGUAAGAACUUGCCAGGUAUAGAAAUAAAGUGUUUUACAAAUCAAAUAUUUGAUUCAAAUUUAAGAAACAUUUAGGGCCAGCAUUCAGCACUGUGUUUUUUGUUGUUGCUGUUCUGUUUUAAGGUAGUCCUAUAGUUUAAAUUGAAACUUGAAAUAAAAUGGUACAAAGUGAGUAGCCGUCUGCUCAGCGUAGCCAGCUGGAAUUGUCAGGUAGGGAGACGCGGUGGGAGUGACAUGUGGUUCUUCCCUGCUUUCACUUAGGAGCUGCAGAGCACUGCAGGUGGAACUUGUGGCUGUGAGCAGCUGGCCUUUGAACUGAAUUACUGCUCAGGUUCUUAUCUGGCACCAAUGAAAACUGAUCACUACCGAACACUUCUGAGACUUGCUACUCUGAGAUCAGAUUCUCUGUUGCCAGCUGGCUCUCUUGACAGUUUUGGAUUUGCCAUCUAGUUUAAUUGAAACAAAAAUGAAAACAAAAAACCACAAACUCGUCUUCAUAGUCUAUAGUGUUAUUAAGCUUGGUUUUGUCUCUGCCUCAGUGGUAAUGGACUAACACCAGGGCAGAGAAGAGGCCUCCUGGCCAGCCACUGUUGGGCCUGUUGCCAUCUUGGUGUGAGAUUUUGGUUCCUAGCAGUUUUGCUUGUGCAAAAUACAUAAGAUCGUUCUAGUGCAAUUCCGACAUAACUUAUUCUUGUUUGAUUUGGAAUUCUAAAUUUACAGGGUAGAAUCCUCUUGUUAUUUUUUGUACUUUCUCCUGCUCUUACUAUUGCACAACCAAGUGGAAAUACUUUGUUAGAGGGUGGAAGAGUGUCCUUGGGAGAGGCCAUGGGGAGAGUUCUAUCGGGCUUACAUGGUAGGAGCACCUUUGCAAAUUCGUCUGUGUUGCAGGUGAUCUUUAAACAAAUGUGGCCCACAGUAACUGCACUUAGGACUUCAAAACUGAUUUUAUAAAAAAGAAACCCUAAUUAGUCCAUUGGUUGUCCAUACCAUCUAAAUGCUCAAGCAGUUUUUAAUAAAUUGAAAUAAUUUUUGUAGCUUGUUGAGAACAAUUUUCUUUUUAAUAGACAGAAGGUAAACUUCAGGCUAGUCCUUGUUCAUACUACAAGUCAGUAAAGGUGGCAUUUGUAAGCUUUUUACUAGGAAAAUAAUGUGGAGUUUUAAGAUUUCCUCUUUAAAAAUGCUUUUGGGAACCUAUAAAACAAUUAGAUUACACAGAUACCAGAGUGUUUAUAAAUGAAGGGUCUUCAGAAGUUCAUGGAAAAUGUGUAUUAAAGAAAAGCUGUACAUUUCAAAACGUAUACUAAAAUAUGCUUUUAAUUUUUUAAAAGAUUUAUUUGAAAGGCAGAGUCAUAUAUAGAUAGAGGGAGGGAGGAAGGGAGGGAGAGAUACAGAGAGAUCUUCCAUUUGCUGGUUCACUCCCCAAAUGGCUGUAAUAGCCCAUGCUGGGCCAGGCCGAAGCCAGGAGCCAGGAGCUUCUCCUGGGUCUCCCACAUGGGUGCAGGAGCCCAAGGACUUGGGCCAUCUUCCAUGGCUUUCCCAGGCUUUAAGCGGGGAGCUGGAUCAGAAGUGGGGCAGCCGGAUCUUGAACCUGUGCCCAUACAGGAUGCUGGUGUUGCAGGCGGUGGCUUAACCCCUAGUGCUACAAUGCUGGCCCCAUUUUAAUUCCAUUUUUGAUAAACUGGGGUCCCCUUUUACAUGCUUGAUUGGAAAUGAUGGAAUCUUGUUCUGGCUUUGCCCUUAAUCAGCUUAAUUUUUGAUAACAUUUUCUAUAUGUAAAAUAUUUUUUUCUUUUUUUAAAAGAUUUAUUUAUUUAUUUGAAAGUCAGAGUUACACAGAGAGAGGAGAGGCGGAGAGAGGUCCUCCAUCCGAUGGUUCCCUCCUCAGAUGGCCGCAACAGCUGGAGCUAUGCCGAUCUGAAGCCAGGAGCCAGGCACUUCUCCUGGUCUCCCACGUGGGUGCAGGGCCCAAGGACUUGCGCCAUCUUCCACUGCCUUCCCGGGCCACAGCAGAGAGCUGGACAGGAAGUGGAGCAGCUGGGUCUUGAACUCAUAUGGGCUCAUGGGAUGCCGGCGCCUCAGGCCAGGGUGUUAACCCACUGCACCACAGUGCUGGCCCCUAUGUAAAAUAUUUUACAGAUUUUCUGGUGAGAAAAUGCAAUAGAAUCUAAAGAUACACUCAAAGUUUUUAACCACAUUAAAAUAUCCUAAGCCUAUAUAUACUGUUGUCAUAUUUAAAGGAAUUCUCUAUGGUACCAAGUGAUAGAAUAAUGCAGUAAAAUAAUACAAUGAAAGACAAUACAGCAUAAGAGAAAAUUUUUAUUCAGGGUAUAUUAUUAGAUUUAAAAAUCAUCAUACUGGGGCAGAUGUUUGGCCUAAUAGUUAGAACACCCACAUCCCAUAUCAGAGUAUCCUGGUUUGAAACCUGGCUCCAGCUCCUGACCCAGGUUUCUUGUUGAUGCAAACCGUGGAAGGCAGCAGUAGUGGCUCAAGUGGAUGGGUUCCUGCCACCCAUGGGGGAGACCUUGAUUGCAUUGUUGGUUCUUGCUUUGGCCUGGCUCGGUUCUGGCCUUUGCAGGCGU
This is a messenger RNA of Lepus europaeus (European hare), 6009 nucleotides long. RefSeq lists its product as uncharacterized. The transcript has 2 exons. NCBI's taxonomy places the organism in Eukaryota, Metazoa, Chordata, Mammalia, Lagomorpha, Leporidae. The record is from RefSeq and is a predicted model, not a curated record. The coding region runs from base 875 to 1879 and encodes 334 amino acids.